AUGCUUCCGAGGAAAAAUGAAUUUUCAAAGAUUGUAACACCUGGCAUUUGGGAUAGAAAGCAAGCUAUAUUAUAUUCAAACUUAAGUAAGGGAGUUGAAAAUGAGUUCAUAGGUCAUACAAGAACUACACCACUUCCUAACCCUAAAUACUAUAAAUUAACUGGCUUCAAUCGUGAGUUUUGGAUAGACAUGUUCUCCACUCAUGACCAUAACUGCCCAGUGUUCUUACCUCCAGACCAUAAGGACUGUCUCUACAUUGAAGCACAACUCUUAAACUCUACAAUUGCUGUAUUGUAA
Messenger RNA from Trichomonas vaginalis G3, 297 nucleotides. RefSeq lists its product as uncharacterized. The coding region runs from base 1 to 297 and encodes 98 amino acids. The record is from RefSeq and is a predicted model, not a curated record. The transcript has a single exon. Lineage: Eukaryota; Parabasalia; Trichomonadida; Trichomonadidae.